Gadus macrocephalus (Pacific cod) is the source of this 2614-nucleotide messenger RNA. It is a transcript of the gene mgarpa, whose product is annotated as mitochondria localized glutamic acid rich protein a. The coding region runs from base 154 to 1542 and encodes 462 amino acids. Gene Ontology annotation, cellular component: mitochondrion. The transcript is spliced from 9 exons. Gene Ontology annotation, biological process: anterograde axonal transport. NCBI's taxonomy places the organism in Eukaryota, Metazoa, Chordata, Actinopteri, Gadiformes, Gadidae. The record is from RefSeq and is a predicted model, not a curated record.
AUAUUGCGCAACAGUCGGCAGGACAGACGAAGAGUCCACAGUACACGCGGUCAGACCAUAGUGAGCGCUGCUCCAGUCCUCCCAGUCAUUCAUUACGCGUUUUGCGAGACACCAUCAUCUCCCAUCUGUACUAGCCGCAUCCCUGAAACAGCGAUGUUUUCCUGCAGAGCAGCCUGGCAGAGGUGCGGUCCAUUGGUGCGGAGGGCAGCCUUCAGGGGCCCAAAGGACGUUGUUCAGCGGCGACAGAUGUCGACUGUGCCCGGGGGCUCCGGGGAGAACAUAGUCUACGCUCUGCUAUGUGGUGGUGCGUUCGCCGGCUCCCUCGCGUAUGUGUAUAGCACCCUGUCGUCCGACCAUACCCGGUACAAUGACCGUGUGGAACAGAUCCAAGCUAGACCUAAGACGGACUGGGUGCCCAAACCAUGGCCACCAAAGAGUGAGGAGGAGGAGGAAGCGGCCGUCGAGGAAGAAGCCGCCGAGGUAGAAGCCGCCGAGGUAGAAGCCGUCGAGGUAGAAGCUGAGGCCGCUGCAGAGGUGGAGGCACCUGUAGACGUGGUGGUGGAGGAGGCGGCGCCUGGAGAAGACGCGGUGGUGGAGUCUCCCGCGGUGGUCGCCGAAGUCGCCGAGGUGGUCGCCGAAGUCGCCGAGGUGGUUGUAGAGGCCGCAGAGGCGGUGGUCGAGGCCGCUCAGGAGGUGGCGGCGGUGGCAGAGGAGGUGGCGGCGGUGGCAGAGGAGGUGGCGGCGGUGGCAGAGGAGGUGGCGGCGGUGGCAGAGGAGGUGGCGCAGGGGGCCGACGCCGUGGAGGAGGCGGCCCAGGUGCUGACGGAGCCGGUGGCGGCGGCGGCCGAGACGGAGAACAACGUGCUGGCAGCUGCCUCUACGACUGAGGCACUAGGGGUGGCUGAGGUAAUCGACGCAAUCCUACCUGUGGAAGAGCCGGUCUCUGUUAAAGCUGCGCCAGUGGAAGUGGAGGCCCCUGCGGAAGUGGAAGUGGAGGCCUCAGUGGAAGUUGAGGCCCCUGCGCCUGUGGAAGUGGAAGCCCCUGUGCCAGUGGAAGUGGAGGCCCCAGUGGAAGAGACCCCAGUGGAAGUGGAGGCCCCAGUGGAAGUUGAGGCCCCAACCCCAGUGGAAGUGGUGGCCCCAGUGGAAGUGGAGGCCCCUGCGGCAGUGGAAGUGGAGGCCCCUGCGGCAGUGGAAGUGGAGGCCCCAGCGCCUGCUGAAGCUGCGCCAGUGGAAGAGGCCGCACCGUCUUCAGAAGUCGUCGCUGCUGAAGCGGCGUCGGCGGAGGCCGAGGCCUCGGUGGAAGACGGUGCCUCGGUGGAAGACGGUGCCCCAGAAGCGUCUUGUCCGGUGUCCCAGGCCCAGGCCGACGAGCCCCAGAGGGAGUACAUCGUCGUCGUAUUGGAGGGAGCGCCCAAGAGCGAGAAAAACCCCAAAGUACUCGGCGUGGGGCCGGCGACUGGAAGACUCAUCCCGGCGCCAGACGACGACGCCCCCUCUGAGAGCCAAGAGAGAGUGCUUCUAAGGGUGCAAAUGCAGUAGAUCUUGCGAGAGUAAAUUAAUCAACAAAGACUCCCUCCGUGCAGAAUGACCGAAAGGAUGUGCCUUUUUCAAUCCUAUGUUCUUACCUCCAAUAACAGUGUUUGCAAUAAAAAUAUAAAGUUAUUUUUUUUUAAACUCAAAGAAACUGCUCAAGCAACUUUAUCAAAAUGUAUUGUGCAACAAUGAGCCAUCGAAAUGACUAUUAACCUCACGGCACUUUAACAAUUAUUCAUGUAGCUGCAUGCCAACCAAUACUGAAGCCCUACAUUACUGUGCUCAUGGAAAACGUUCCAUGUUUCACACAAUGGAUAAACAGUUUUGGGCCUUGGUACUUUCACUCCACUUGUGAUACUCAACAGAAGGGAUAAAUGGGAGAAAUAGAAACGAAAAUAUUUUUUUUCUUUAAAGAUUGUUUUUUUAAAUCCCAGUAGUUAAUUCACUUUUAUGAUGUGGUACAUAUAUUCAAUGAAAUGGUCUGUAAAGGGAAGGUGCCCGUGUUUCUGAAUGUUGAUGGACAUUACUGACAUUAGGCACUUCUACACACAGCGAUGGAAGACUUGGGUAGACAUGGGUUGACCAGGAUAUACAUGCAGACCUUGUUAUUGGCAAAUAUUUGUUAUUGUCUUGAGGAAGGAAUAAAUGCAGUUUAUGGUUAUUAAGAGAGGUAAAUUGGAUGCUGGUAAGCCAAUUAAUGUUUGAAUUGGAGAUGAUGUUAUGAAAUAGUGACUUUAUAAGGUGUUUGUGUUUAGUGUCAAACAAUGGAUUAGGUGCUUGAGGAGUAGAGUUCUUGCUAUGUUACAUUCGACAGCUAACUAAAUAUGGUAUUGAUCUGAAAAUGUCUGUUUCAAAUAUGUUUUUUCAGCUAUCUUUUCCUUCCGAUUACUCCAUUUGCUUGUGUUUGCUUAUACUUAAAAACACUGAUCAGGAAGAGUGAAGAUGAGGAACAGGAGCAUAUUGAAUAAUGGCUAUUCUGCACAUUUUUUCUUCUGUUAUGGUUUACAGAGGUGAUCAUCCUGAAAGCUUUUGUGUAGGUUUAAAUGUGAAUGUGAAUAAAAAGGUAAAACGAAUAUAA